AGUGGGAGGUGUGGCUGACAUGAUGGAGGGUCGACAGUGUCGAACCGGCGCGGACAGCACGAGAUCACCUGCAAGGCCGCCCCGCCAUGCAUCAAGCGACGACGCUCGUUUUGGUGGCCCUGGUGAUCUCUGCUGCCUCGGCCGCCACUAACAGCUCACUGGAGACACCACCGACAAAUGCCACGUCAGAAAACGUGACGGAGGCAGCGCAGGGGCGGCGCCAGGGCCGGCAGUUUGGGCGGCGCCUCAGCUCGCAGCUGCAGACCCAGCUGAGCCUGCGCUCACCCUCCCGCGGUCCCGUCUACACGGCCUCGCGCUCCGUCGUGGCCGUCAGCGCCCCCACUCUGCCGCCGCUGCGCCACAUAAGCCGCAUCUCGCAGCCAGUCGGACCGCCCGCACCUCUGCUGCAAGAGCUGGCGUUCGCCAAUGCGAAUGUGAACCCUCCCAGUCCCCCCGAGGUGGCGCCACCUGGACCCGUCCCGACAACAGCGCCACCUACGAUAUCGCCACCGGCGCCGCCACCCACAGAGGCGCCGAGCCAGGGCAACCUCCAGGCCUCGAACAUCCGCUGCUUGCAGAGCACCUCUCGGGAGCAGCUGACGGCGCGCCUGCGUCUGCGCCGCCCGCUGGUGGCGCCACCUGUGCUGGCGCUGCGGCCGGCUGUCAACCCGCUGACGUCAUCGGUGUGCACACUGACGUCGGCGGAGGAGGACCGGCUGCUGACGCUGAGCGUCACCAACCUGGAGGCCUGCGGCGUGGAGAGCUGCGUCCAGCCCAGCGGCGAGCGCUGGCUCUGCCUGACAAUCCGGUUCCCGGUGAUCGCCGGGAUUCGACUGCCCGAGGAUGACGUAAUCCAGAUCCAGUGCCGGCCUCAGGACCCCACGCAGACCCGCGGCAAACAGCUGGCCGUCCCGACCGUCGGCCUCGAGCUGCAGUCGCCGGCCCUGUUCAGCGGCGGCGAGCAGCAGUUUGAGUGCGAGAUCGCCCUGUUCCGGCGUACGCCCGGCACCGGCAUCUUCUCCACCGUGGUGCAGGCCGGCGACGCCGUCACGCUCGGGGAGGAGCUCCACCUGCGGGCCAUUAUCCGCAGCGACGAUGGCUGGAGGUUCAGCCGCCUGACGGACGUGCUUCUGCAGCGUGUGACCGCCGACGGCGUGGCCCAGACGGCCGACAGCGUAUCUCUCGUCCUCAGCAGCGGCUGUCGCAACCCGGAGUUCAAGAUCGUGGCGCCGGCCCAGCCGACUCGCCACCAGCAGAACCAGCUGAUCAGCAACUUCGCCUUCCGCGUGUUCGCCUUCCAGGGCAUGGGGUCCGGGGACCGGCUGCAGGUGUCGGCCGGCGUCACAGGCUGCGUCGAGGCCAUCGACUGUGCCCCGACGGCCUGUCCGGACGGAGGGCAGGGCUACGGGCGCCGCCGCCGCCGUGAGGCCCGGGUCAGCAACAGCACCGACUGGCGGCGUGACCUGGCCUUCAGCGUGCUGCUGCCGGACGUCCCACCAGCUGAAACGCCGCCGCGCGGACGUGCGCCGAAGCUUCAGUGCCGGCAGUCUCCGCUGCGCCUGCGCGCCACGUCGUGA
Molecule: messenger RNA, 1577 nt
Organism: Pollicipes pollicipes
Lineage: Eukaryota; Metazoa; Arthropoda; Thecostraca; Pollicipedomorpha; Pollicipedidae
Exons: 11
Coding region: 87-1577 (496 amino acids)
Source: RefSeq, a predicted model, not a curated record